GCGGAUUCAGAGAUAUACUGUGUAUGGUAUCAGUGUCGAAACGGGUCGCAAGUAGUGCAGCCUUGUUCGUGACACGGCAUUACUUACGCUUCCCUUUUAACUGGACUUUCCAAGAUGGCGGCCCCAACCCCUCGCUUCACACUCUACAUGUCGGGCACAUCCUACUUCGCCCAGAAGGCACUGAUGGCACUUUUCGUGAAGAAUGAACCAUUUGCAGAAAAGUUGGUGGACCAAAACGUAAAUGACAACUACGAGAGUUGGUACAUGAAGCUGAACCCGCUAGGGAAGGUUCCAGUUUUGGAGGACCGGGGGAAGAUCAUUCCCGAAUCUGACGACAUCAUCGACUACCUUGACAAGGAAUUGCCUCAAGGACUACGCCUUGUGCCUGAACCGUCGACCGACCUCGGCCGGGAGGUGGCGCACUUCAGGAAGCUCCUGAAUGUCAACGUGGUAAUCAUCAUCUUCGGCCUCGCCUACAACCCCCACCUCUCCCCCGACUACACUGCCGCAAAGACACGGAAAGAGCUAGAUGAGAUUAUCGAUGGUAAAAUCGCCAAGCUUGAGAGAUAUGCCAGUGAAAACCCGAAUCUAAGAGACGCCUACCUCGCCAAGAUUCCACCAUUGCAGCAGAGGAAGGAAUUGUGUAGUAACCCGGAAGUUGUUCAAAGGGCACUUGAUGACCUUCAGACGACCUUAGAUGAAGUCGAGGCUAAAGUGAUAAAAGGUUCCCCCGGUGAGACGUGGUUGCUGUCUAGCGACUUGACGGCGGCGGAUAUUUCUCUGGCUGUGCUUCUCCGACGUGUGUCACUGAGUGGCCUGGCCUCCCUCUACUUCUCCCCCACCCAGAGGCCGGCACUACACAAGUACUGGCUGCGUCUGCAGACCCUCCCCGCCUACUGCAGGCUGAGCGACAUCGCCGUCAAGUACGGCGUCAAGGCAUAGUCACUUGUACAACCAACAUCAUGGUAUAUACUACAUAAUACUACGUCAUUGACAAUACAUUGCCUCGGCAGAGAUACCCUUACGUAGUCACGAUUACUUUGUGGAAUUAGAGUUUCUGUUUGUACAGUAAUCUCGAAAUAAAGACAUGAUCAUGGUAAAAGAGAAAAUAAAGGGAGGAAAGUUAAAGAAAGGUGAUUCCCCGGAUGAAGGAGUAGGAAUGUAGAUCUACUCCAAAACGAAGUGCAGCAGCUGACGUCCAUGAAUUUCCCCCUGCCUGUGUAUCACUUCUAAAUGCCACUCGAAGAUUUGGAAUAAAACUGUUCUAUAAAGAAACCCCAA
Molecule: messenger RNA, 1281 nt
Organism: Haliotis rubra (blacklip abalone)
Lineage: Eukaryota; Metazoa; Mollusca; Gastropoda; Lepetellida; Haliotidae
Product: ganglioside-induced differentiation-associated protein 1-like
Exons: 5
Coding region: 115-942 (275 amino acids)
Biological process (GO): mitochondrial fission; mitochondrial fusion
Cellular component (GO): mitochondrial outer membrane
Source: RefSeq, a predicted model, not a curated record